Paracoccidioides brasiliensis Pb18 is the source of this 1011-nucleotide messenger RNA. RefSeq names its product homoserine kinase. Gene Ontology annotation, molecular function: homoserine kinase activity; ATP binding. Gene Ontology annotation, biological process: L-threonine metabolic process. The record is from RefSeq and is a predicted model, not a curated record. Bases 1 to 1011 code for a protein of 336 amino acids. The transcript is spliced from 4 exons.
AUGGCUUUCACAAUCAAGGUCCCCUGCUCAUCGGCAAACAUAGGUCCAGGAUUUGAUGUGAUCGGCCUGGCCCUUUCCAUCUAUCUCGAGCUGCACGUUACGACGACAAAUACCACAGCUAAGAUCCCGCUCAAUUGCGCCAUCACAUAUGAAGGAGAAGGUGAAGGGGAGGUUGACUUGGACCCAGAAGUCAAUCUUAUAACGCGCGUUGCUCUUUAUGUUCUUCGAUGCCAUAAUCAACGCGCUUUUCCCGUUGAAACUCAUGUUCACAUCAAAAAUUCGAUCCCGCUAGGACGAGGACUUGAGCAUCCGCAACAUCCAAAGACGCACAUGUCCCUCGCUAAGCGUGCAAAUACAGAACGUCAUCCUGAUAAUGUUGCGGCGGCGCUUUAUGGGGGUUUCGUGGGAACCUAUCUGAACGUGCUCAAACCUGAGGAUUUAGCUUGGAAAGAAAUUCCGUUGAGUGAAGUUCUACCAGCACCAGCUGGAGGAAUCGACACUGGCGCGAAACCGCCGGAACCACCCAUCGGUAUUGGACAUUACAAGAAAUUCCCUUGGUCCCCACGGAUCAAGGCCGUAGUGAUUAUACCUAAUUUCGAGCUUUCCACUGCGAAAGCCCGUGAGGUUCUUCCAGAGAUGUACUCGAGAGCGGAUGUCGUAUUUAACCUCCAACGAGCCACUCUUCUCCCUUCAGCUCUCAGUCAAUCUCCAUUAGAUCCAGACAUGAUCUACCUCGCAAUGCAGGACAGAGUUCACCAACAGUACCGAAAACAUCUAGUACCAGGACUCACUGAAAUCCUCAACUCAAUGAAUCCUUCCACCCAAUCCGGACUGUUAGGGAUAUGUCUCUCUGGGGCAGGCCCCACGAUAUUGGCCCUUGCUACUACCAAUUUCAAUCAGAUUGCGGAGCGCAUUGUGUCGAAAUUUAAACAACAUGGUAUCACGUGUCGAUGGGAGGUGUUAGAGCUAGCCGAAGAUGGGGCGAUUGUUGAAAGAAAGAAAGAUGUAUAG